UCCAGUGAGAGCUCGGGGUCCGGGAGGCUGCUGCUGCUGCUGCUGCUGCAGGGGGGAGGGGAAAGAGCCGAGCCGGAGAGAGUCCCGGUCCUGCUGGUGCCUGGUGCAAGGGCAGCAGUAGCGGUAGUGUGCGAGCGGGGAAGGAAAGGCGCCAGGAGAGACCUUGCAACUCGCACGCUGGGCUCCACCUUGUGACUCCCGAGGGCUCGUGUGGCGGGGCAGGGAAGGGGCUGGCACACACAAAGAAAUCGCUCUAAGCCCGGCAUGGUGCAGCAAGCGGAAAGUACGGAGACUGAAAGCAACCUGCCCAGGGAGGCGAUGGACACCGAAGAGGGCGAGUUUAUGGCAUGCAGCCCAGUCGCUUUGGAUGAGAGCGACCCGGACUGGUGCAAAACGGCUUCAGGGCACAUUAAGAGACCGAUGAACGCGUUUAUGGUGUGGUCUAAAAUCGAGAGGAGAAAAAUCAUGGAGCAGUCUCCGGACAUGCACAACGCGGAGAUCUCCAAGCGCCUGGGCAAGCGGUGGAAAAUGCUGAAGGACAGCGAGAAGAUCCCCUUCAUCCGGGAGGCAGAGAGACUGAGGCUCAAACACAUGGCCGAUUACCCCGACUACAAAUACAGACCCAGGAAAAAGCCCAAAAUGGAUCCAUCAGCCAAGCCCAGUGCCAGCCAGAGCCCGGAGAAAAACGCACCCACCACCAGCAGCAGCAGCAGCAAAAGCGCCAAGAGCUCCAGUAAGAAAUGUAGCAAGCUGAAGUCAUCCUCCUCCUCUCCCGCCAAGACCGGGGCUAAAGCCACCCACCCCGGGGACUACGCGGGGGAGGACUAUGUCUACGGCACCCUGAAAGUGAGCAGCAAAACCGUCAAGUGCGUCUUCAUGGACGAAGAUGAUGAAGAGGAGGAGGAGGACGACGAGCUGCAGCUCAGGAUCAAGCAAGAGGCGGACGAGGACGAGGACGAGGAAGACGAGCAGCGGCAGCAGCAGAGGCGAUAUAAUGUAGCCAAAGUCCCGGCUAGUCCCACCUUGAGCUCUUCGGCAGAGUCCACCGAGGGGGCCAGCCUGUACGAAGAGGUGAGGGGCAGCGCAGCCUCGCACGGCAGCAGCGGCAGCAAUAGACUGUACUACAACUUCAAGAACAUCACCAAGCAGAGCACCCAGCAGCAGCUCAGCCUGUCCCCGGCUUCCUCCAGGUCCAUCUCCACCUCCUCCUCCAGCAGCGAAGAGACGGACGACCUGAUGUUCGAUUUGAGCUUGAAUUUCUCCCAGCACCCUCACGCCGCCUCGGAGGUGGGAGUGAGCUCCGCUUCGGGGAACCUGUCUCUGUCCCUGGUGGAUAAAGAUUUGGAUUCGUUCAGCGAGGGCAGCUUGGGCUCUCACUUCGAGUUCCCCGAUUACUGCACCCCGGAGCUGAGCGAAAUGAUUGCAGGGGACUGGCUGGAAGCGAACUUUUCCGACUUGGUCUUCACUUACUGAGCCGCUGGAAGGCGUGUCGCUGAUGAGAACAACGGUGCAGAGAAAUCGGAAAGGAAAGAUGAUGCUGGUGAUGAUGUGAUGGAAGUGGUGGAGUAAAAAAUGAAAUAAUAAAAUGUCUUUUCUUUUUAAAAAAAAAAGUCUCAAAAGUUAGUUCCAAACCGAGCCCGGAGUUAUGUUUUUUGUUUUGUUUUGUUUUUUAAUUUGGUGAUCGCAACAACAACAAAAAGGCAUGGGGGACUGGGGGAAAAAUGAUUCAGAAGUCGAUGUUCGAAGCUUGUCGGUCUGUGAUUGAAGUCUGGAAGAUGGUCUGCAAAAAAGUCUUUUGGCAGCACAACUGUUACUCAAGGGGGUUUGUGGAUUUUUUUCCCGUGAGAGAUCUUAAAAGAACUGUUCUGAUUUUUUUUUUUUCUGAAAGGGACCAUUGCAACUUUUUUUGGAGGGAGAAAACUGAUGUCUUCUAUGCAUCCGAUUCUUAACAAAGCUGCAGGGAGCUUGAAAAAAUGCAGACUGUACAAACGCUUACAAAAAGAAAAUAAAAACUGUGAACUGACUUAAGAUCAGAGUUUACUUUUCAGAUCAAAUUGUCUAUGGUUUUACAAAUGUGAUUUCUACUUGCCAACUUUUUUUUUGUAACUUGUUCCCUUAUACCUCCUUGAUUGAAUACCAGACAGCCUAGACCUCAGUACAAAAAGGUAUUGAAACAUUUUUGAUACAUAACAGACCUCAGUCUUUUUUAAAAAUUAAUAUAUUUUCAGGCGUAUUUUUGUACAGUGAAAAGGGAACAUUCUUGCUGUGUUUUUUCAGUAAGACUUUUCAGGCACUUCUUCCCUUUUAUUUUUUUUUCUUUUCUGUUUUUAGCAUGCAAGUUUGUUGGUACGUUACGUCCUGGUUUUAAAAGGAUUAAAAUUUUAAAAAUAAUCCUUGCAUCUAAAGGCCUUGUGGUUUAAAACAAAAAAAGAAACUUUUUUGUACAGCUAUAGUUCAGAUUUGUUCAAUAUUUGUAGGUAAAGAUUUAUUGAAAAUGGUGAUAUAGACCUCAGAGCUGUUAUCUUAGUUUAAAAGAUUGUAUAUGUACUGUACUAUAGUAGGACUUUAUGUAUCUCAUACGCUGUGAUAUGUGGAUGGGGCCCCAGAUGGAAGGUAUGAAACUGGAUUCUCGAUUUUUAGCAAAAAAAGGCACAUAGUUAAAAAAAAGUUUCUCAUUUUGUGCAAUAUAAUCUAAAGUACAGACCAUCUGCAUAUUUUGUAGCAAAUGAUGGCAAAAGCAGACUUGUGCACUGUCAACAUCAUUGCCUUUUUUUUAUGCUGAAAGUCUGUAUCUUGACAAUUUUAAUAAAUCAGCUGGAACUGAUAGAAACUCGUAUCGCUAUUAGUGUCUGUAGAAGUAACGCUGGCGAUGCCCUGGCCCACGCCCCACCUGCGGAGCUGUAGGCGGCUCUCUGCAUGUAGCCAGAAGGGAGAAUGUUAGACAGCUUUUUAUUCCACAAACGUGUGAAAUCGCUGAUUUUACCCGGCCCCCCACCCGGCUUUCAGCGCCCAGCUAGUCUAGAAGGGGAGACCCCCGGGGUGGCUGGCCCCCAGGAGUCCAUAGAAAGAUGGCGGAGAGGGUCUCCGAGAAUGUGAUUCCAGACACGCUUUAGUGCUAGGUUCUGUGCCCGGUUACCUGCCUUCUGUCAUUGCUGCAUCGCCCCUCGGCGGCGUGGGGGGAUCGCAGCUGUGUGUGGCUGGCGGACGGGCCCUUUACUGGGCGGGGGGGGUCUAGUUCUCGCCCCAUCUCCGAGGGGGACGGGGGUAGGAACACCUUUCAGGCCGAGAUGCGUGCGCGUGGGAGGCGGGGAUGCUCUGGCUCCCUCCCCCCAAGUGUGCUAGCUCGCUCCCUGCUCGGGGUCUGCGCUGGCUCCCGGGGUCCCCUCCACGUGGGCUCUGCUAUGCGGCGGGUUAGGCAGGCUGUGCGCGGAGGGGGUGUGUCCGGCCAUGUGCGGCUAGCAAGGGCUGGCGGCGGCGUUGGUUAUUUUUAGCAGCUUCUCUCGCCGCCAGUCAGUCUUAAAUGGG
Messenger RNA from Gopherus evgoodei (Goodes thornscrub tortoise), 3525 nucleotides. It is a transcript of the gene SOX11, whose product is annotated as SRY-box transcription factor 11. Lineage: Eukaryota; Metazoa; Chordata; Testudines; Testudinidae. Gene Ontology annotation, molecular function: DNA-binding transcription activator activity, RNA polymerase II-specific; RNA polymerase II cis-regulatory region sequence-specific DNA binding. The record is from RefSeq and is a predicted model, not a curated record. The transcript has a single exon. Gene Ontology annotation, biological process: negative regulation of transcription by RNA polymerase II; positive regulation of transcription by RNA polymerase II; anatomical structure morphogenesis. Bases 265 to 1473 code for a protein of 402 amino acids.